AGCGGUACCUUGCGCGAGGCGUAGCGAACCCGAGUGAGACGGCACGAGGCAAGGAGAGACAGCCGAGACAGCGUCGUGUUGUUUCGACAGCAAGGUGGAAUGUCGGUGCUCGCACAAUUCCAAACAGUUAUAAAAGGGACAAAAAAGAGAAACAAUGGGCAGUGUUAAAUUGGAUAUACAGUGGUCUCCCGUUCAUCAUAAUAAAUUCAUCACUUGGGGCACCGAGAUUAAUCUAUAUGAAGUCGUACCUCUGGAGGAUAGUUUUGAGCAAUCCUGUUUAAAGAUCUCAGAUCACUCUGUUGCUCAUCUCCUUGCUACUAACACCAACAAUCACUAUGUCAAAUGUAUUGAUAUAUAUCCCGAACAAGAACCUGAUAUCUUAUUAGCAGUUGGUCAAGCAAAUGGGAAAGUAGUUCUAAAUACUUUUGGUCCUACAGCAUAUGACUCUCUGGGUUUCACUGGAAAAGAAUUUGUACCAAAGCAUGCAAGACCAUGUAACGUGGUUGCUUGGAAUCCCGUAGACAAACAUCUGAUCCUUUCUGGAUUGGAUAAACAUAGCAAGGAUCAUUCUGUAUUGCUGUGGGAUAUAGACAAAAAUCCACAAUGUUCGGAACGAAUACAUCAUCAUGGCAGUAAUCAAAUGGAAUGCAUCAGACCAACAGCGGAAUUGGGUGUAUCGGAAACUAUACACUCUGCUGCUUGGUUUAAACAUGAUCCAAAAUGUCUAGUUCUCGGUGCUAAUAACAAGCAACUGAAGAUUCUUGACUUUAGAGAUUCAGCUAGAGUAGUAAAUGUCACCCCUACAAAGGCGGUUUACAAUGUAUCAGUGAAUCCUCAUCACACUCAUCAUUUGGUUUCAAAUGUGGACAAUCAAAUCAUUAUGUGGGAUGUCCGAUGUUUCGAUAAACCUGUUCUCACUUUGGUACAACUAAGACAGAUAACAAAAGUUCUGUGGUGUCCCACCAGACGUAAUCUUCUCGGUGCAUUGCAAAAGGAUUCAGGAGCAUUACAUCUGUACGACAUACAAAACAGUGGAGGGGAGGAUACUGAGCCUGGGGUCCUGGAAAGGGCAGUUGUACCAUCCUGGCACAUUCCUGUGAACUUUUCGUGGCAUCCGACUCAUGUGAAUCGAUUAUUGGCAAUAUCGCAGCAAGGCAUAACUGAUUACACCGUGUGGGAGAGGAUAACGGUGAGCUGGUCCUCCGGAUCGCAUCUCACGUGGAAUCAUGCCUUCAAAUCGUUGAAGUAUAUACAUAGUGAAGACAAUCCGUACAAGACACUGGACGACAUCGCGAUUUUAACCAAGAAGCGUGCCAAUGCGGAAUACGGCUUACUUCCGGAUUUAGCCCAAAACGGUGAACUAGCCGAGAACGAAACCCUGAAGCAUUUGUGGCAAUGGUUGUAUCUGAGCGGCGCCCUGGUGGAGGACGGCACCAUCCACAGCGUCGAUAACAAGCAUCCCGGUAUAAGAACAGUUCUGAAAUUAGACGGUCAGCAAAACCCGAUGAACGGUUUCUUAAAGUCCGAGCUCAUCCACCGCACAUGGACGGACAUAGGCUCCAACUAUACAGCAAAGAUCUACAGAUCCGCCGAUAGGGACAAGAGUCUUCUCCUGUGUGGUUUGCGAUUCGACAAGGAAACCAAUGGUCUCUACGACAAUACAUAUUUGGAGGGCCUGGAGAGAGAAGGCGCGUACGCGAGAGCGGCGGCGCUCGCGGUGUUCAAUCUUUGCCUCAGACAGGCGAUCGAGAUCUUGAACCGCGGCGCCACUAAGAUGUCCAUGACUGCGAAUCUGGAUAUCGUGGCCAUGGCACUAUCUGGAUUCUCCGAGGAUCGCAACAGCAUGUGGCGAGAGUCCUGUUUGAAGUCCAGAUCUCAAUUGCCGGAUCCUUACUUAAGGGCGACGUUCGCUUUCUUAACCGCCGACAACGAUUCCUACGAGAACGUACUUAACGAAAGCGGCAUGGCUGUUGAGGAUCGAGUAGCGUUCGCUCUUAUGUUCUUAUCGGACAGUAAGCUGCACGACUACUUGAGGAGACUGACGCAGAAGUUAACCGAAGAGGGCAAUCUAGCAGGCUUCUUGCUUACAGGUGCGAGUAUGGAGGGCAUACAAUUGUUAAAUAGAUACUUAGAAAUCACCGGGGACGCUCAGAGUUGUAGUCUAAUCGCUAUUAGAGCUCUAACGCCUAAAUUGCUCCAGGAGAAUCAAGUUCAAGUGUGGAUCGCCAAUUAUAGGAAUCUCUUAGACGCGUGGAAGAUGUGGAAUCAAAGAGCUCAAUUCGACAUUGCUAUGAGAUCCUCGACGAACGAGACUCCACCGCAGCAGAUAUAUGUUUCUUGCAAUUUCUGCGGUAAGAGCAUCGCUGCUUUUAUGCAAGGUCUGAGCAGAGCGAGAGCUCCGUUCGGUCGAUUGGGCAGCACCUCUAACAAACUGAAGAUGUCGGCGUGCCCGAAUUGUCGCAAACCUUUGCCGCGCUGCGCGAUAUGUUUGAUGUAUAUGGGCACCGUCAGCGGACUGACCACCUCCAGCGUCAACCGCAGCGAGGACUGUGAUAGCAAGCUCACAGAAUUCAACAACUGGUUCACAUGGUGCCAAACGUGCAAACAUGGGGGACACGCCGAGCACAUAACUCAGUGGUUUCGACAACAUUCUGAAUGUCCAGUGACAUCCUGUACUUGCCGCUGUUUGUCGCUGGAUACAUCCGCAAAAUAAGAGAUCUUCUUUAGGAUAAUUUGUAUAUUUAUCAGGUGUACUUAUACUUUAUGUACAGAGAAAGGAAUUGUAUUCUGAUGAUUUUCUCCACAUGACGGCAUUAUUUCUUAUUCACUGCAGAAAGCAUAUAUACUAGUAUGUUUAACGGAAUGUAAAAAUGUAUACAAAUGAAUACAGUAACUUUUCACAUA
Harpegnathos saltator (Jerdon's jumping ant) is the source of this 2904-nucleotide messenger RNA. RefSeq names its product GATOR complex protein mio (gene mio). The transcript is spliced from 15 exons. The coding region runs from base 155 to 2713 and encodes 852 amino acids. The record is from RefSeq and is a predicted model, not a curated record. Gene Ontology annotation, biological process: cellular response to amino acid starvation; positive regulation of TORC1 signaling. Lineage: Eukaryota; Metazoa; Arthropoda; Insecta; Hymenoptera; Formicidae. Gene Ontology annotation, molecular function: protein binding. Gene Ontology annotation, cellular component: cytoplasm.